Messenger RNA from Ordospora pajunii, 2238 nucleotides. Its product is annotated as helicase. The record is from RefSeq and is a predicted model, not a curated record. Gene Ontology annotation, molecular function: hydrolase activity, acting on acid anhydrides, in phosphorus-containing anhydrides; ATP binding; damaged DNA binding. Gene Ontology annotation, cellular component: nucleus. The transcript has a single exon. Gene Ontology annotation, biological process: transcription by RNA polymerase II; positive regulation of mitotic recombination; nucleotide-excision repair. Bases 1 to 2238 code for a protein of 745 amino acids. Lineage: Eukaryota; Fungi; Microsporidia; Ordosporidae.
AUGAAAAUCACAAUAGAUGAGAUUCCCGUGUAUUUUCCAUAUGAAUCUGUGUAUCCAGAACAGCUCAAGUACAUGAGGGAAAUCAAGAGAUGUCUUGACAACAAGGGCCACUGCUUGAUAGAAAUGCCAUCAGGCACGGGCAAAACAGUGGCUCUUCUCAGCAUGACAAUAAGCUAUCAGAUACACAUGAAGGAGCAGAAUGUCUGUUUUAAGGUGAUAUAUUGUUCCAGAACAGUUCCAGAGGUUGAAAAGACAUUGAAAGAGCUGGAUAGAGUAAUUGAAUACAUAAAAACAUACCGGCCUGUGAGCUUCCUGGGGCUAGGAUUAACAGGAAGACGGAAUCUUUGCAUAAACAAAGCUGCUACAAAAAGUUUCAACAUAGACCUUGCAUGCCGAACAUUCAUAAACAAGCUGAUUGAUUCCAAAUGCGAUUUUUAUGAAAACCUUGAAGGCUUCCACGAAAUUCCCGCUGCUGUUUAUGACUUUAGCCAGCUAAAGGAAAUGGGAGAGAAGCGAGGAAUAUGCCCUUACUACCUUGUUAGAAGAUCGAUUCCUGCAUGUGAUUGCAUAGUAUACACAUACAACUACCUUAUAGAUCCACGAAUAUACUCGAUUGUCUCGAAAGAGCUUGGCCCUGAUUGUGUGGUGAUAUUUGAUGAAGCGCAUAACAUAGAUAGCCAUUGCAUAGAGUCAUUGUCUAUUGAAAUCAAGCGUAAUGUGCUGGAGGGUGCAUCGAGAGCAACAAAGAGCCUUGAAGAUCUGCUGAUGAAAAAGGGCGAAGUGGCGGAUGGCAUGCACCUUAACACAUUUAAUGGGAAAAAACGAGAAAAGCUGUCUGAGCCAAUUGCAGGCACCAUUCCAUACUUCUAUGCUUCUGGAGAAGGUGAGUAUGAGUAUAUUCCCGGGAACCUUAGAAACUCGUUCCACUUCAUGUCUGUCAUGAAGCGAAUAACAGAGUUUCUGAAAACAAAGCUUAAGACGAUGCAUCUUACAACAGAGUCAACAGAGUCUUUUUGUAAAAGCAUCAAGGAGCUGGCUUUUGUGGAGAAGAAGGCACUGAGGUUUUGCUCCCAGCGCCUAGGUAUUCUUUGCCAGGCACUUGGUGUUGAUGAUGAAGAUACCUCACAUCUCAAGACGGUUGCUGAGCUGUCGACAAUGGUUUCUAUGUAUUCAAAGGGGUUUGUAGUAGUGUUUGAACCGUUUGACUCGCAGGCAUCCACCGUUUUCAAUCCAACGCUUCGAUUGGCAUGCCUGGACUCAUCAAUUGCAAUGGCGCCUAUUUUUUCGAAGUUCAGGAAUGUGAUAAUAACAAGCGGAACACUCAGUCCAAUCGAUAUAUAUCCAAAGAUACUGAACUUUGCGCCAUCAAGAACAGUGGAGAUAGGCGCAACGCUUGAUAGAAACUCAAUAUCACCUCUGAUAAUAACAAAGGGAAAUGAUCAAAUGACUUUGAGAUCGUUUAAUGACGAUGGAGACGGCGCAGAUCCCAGCCAUGGCGAUUCAAUGACCACUUCGUUUUCCCUUAGAUCAGAUCCUUCUGUGGUAAGGAACUAUGGGCAUCUUGUUGUAGAGCUUUCCAAGGUUGUUCCCGACGGAAUGGUAUGCUUUUUUCCGUCGUACAUGUACAUGGAGGAGAUAGUAAGUCUCUGGGCAGAAACAAACAUAGUCAACGAGCUCAGCAACAAUAAGCUCGUGUUUGUUGAGACGCCCGACUACAGAGAGACCGAGAUGGCUCUUGCAAACUACAAAAAAGCGUGUGAGAAUGGAAGAGGAGCGAUUCUGUUCAGUGUUGCCCGAGGAAAGGUGUCUGAGGGUGUUGACUUUGAGGAUGGAUAUGGCAGGUGUGUUGUCAUGAUAGGGAUUCCGUUUCAAUACACAGAAAGUGUGCGCCUGAAGAAAAGGCUAGAGUUUCUAAGGCUAGAGUAUGGUGUCAAGGAGUAUGAGUUUCUGACGUUUGAUGCAAUGAGGCAUGCAGCUCAAUGUCUUGGGCGUGUCUUAAGGAAUAAGAACGAUUAUGGUCUCAUGGUGCUUGCAGACGAGCGAUUUGAGAGGAAUGAUAAAAAAGGGAAACUCCCGAAGUGGAUCCAGAAGCGCAUUGAAGGUGGAAACUGUAAUCUCAGUGUGGAUAUGGCUUUGGCAAUUGCAAGAAGAUUCUACAGAGAAAUGGCACAAGAAUGCAUUGCAACAGGAAGCAGCCUUCUGAGUGGAGAAGAUGUACAGAAGUUUUGCUUUGAAUAG